This is a messenger RNA of Mustela erminea (ermine), 3980 nucleotides long. RefSeq names its product insulin like growth factor 2 mRNA binding protein 1 (gene IGF2BP1). Gene Ontology annotation, biological process: nervous system development; regulation of gene expression. Lineage: Eukaryota; Metazoa; Chordata; Mammalia; Carnivora; Mustelidae. The transcript is spliced from 15 exons. The coding region runs from base 3 to 2180 and encodes 725 amino acids. The record is from RefSeq and is a predicted model, not a curated record. Gene Ontology annotation, molecular function: mRNA 3'-UTR binding. Gene Ontology annotation, cellular component: cytoplasm; nucleus; cytosol.
CGAUGGGCCCAGAGGCGUCGGGGGGUCUUCCAGAGCAGGGUGGGUGGGGGCUUUCACCACGUGGCUUCGCCUUUUUUUUUUUUUUUCCGCUCCAUUUUUUUUCAAGUCGAUUUUAUUUAGAGGCGGCGCCAGGGCGGCCGCGGAGAAACGUGACACACCAGCCCGCUCGGAGGGGUUUCGGACAGAAGGGAAGGAGCCGCGCCGCGUCGUCCGCCUCCCAGCGCGCCGCGGGCACUUCUCCCGGGCCUCCCCGAACUCUCCCGCGACCUCUGCGCGCCCUCAGGCCGCCCUCCCCGCCGCGGGCUCCGGACAACUUCAGGGGUGGGGUGCGAAGAAAGUUUGCGGCUGCUGCCUCCGGCCUCCCGCCUCUCGGCCUAGGAGGCUCGCCGCCCGCGCCCGCCCGCUCGGCCUUGCCAGGGACCGCGUCCCGCCCCGAGACCGCCACCAUGAACAAGCUGUACAUCGGCAACCUCAACGAGAGCGUGACCCCCGCGGACUUGGAGAAAGUGUUUGCGGAGCACAAGAUCUCCUACAGCGGCCAGUUCUUGGUCAAAUCCGGCUAUGCCUUCGUGGACUGCCCCGACGAGCACUGGGCGAUGAAGGCCAUCGAAACUUUCUCCGGGAAAGUCGAAUUGCAAGGAAAACGCCUAGAGAUUGAACACUCGGUCCCCAAAAAACAAAGGAGUCGGAAAAUUCAGAUUCGAAAUAUCCCACCCCAGCUCCGUUGGGAAGUGCUGGACAGCCUGCUUGCUCAGUACGGUACAGUGGAGAACUGCGAGCAAGUGAACACCGAGAGUGAGACGGCGGUGGUGAAUGUCACCUAUUCCAACCGGGAACAGACCAGGCAAGCCAUCAUGAAGCUGAAUGGCCACCAGCUGGAGAACCACGCCUUGAAGGUCUCCUACAUUCCUGAUGAGCAGAUAGCACAGGGUCCUGAGAAUGGGCGUCGAGGCGGCUUUGGCUCUCGGGGUCAGCCCCGCCAGGGCUCCCCUGUGGCAGCGGGGGCCCCAGCCAAGCAGCAGCAAGUGGAUAUCCCCCUGCGGCUCCUGGUUCCCACCCAGUAUGUGGGUGCCAUCAUCGGCAAGGAGGGGGCCACCAUACGAAACAUCACGAAACAGACCCAGUCCAAGAUAGACGUGCACAGGAAAGAGAACGCAGGUGCUGCGGAGAAGGCCAUCAGCGUCCACUCGACCCCGGAGGGCUGCUCGUCUGCCUGUAAGAUGAUCUUGGAGAUCAUGCACAAGGAAGCCAAGGACACCAAAACGGCUGAUGAGGUUCCCCUGAAGAUCCUGGCCCAUAAUAACUUUGUGGGGCGUCUCAUUGGCAAGGAAGGGCGCAAUCUGAAGAAAGUAGAGCAGGACACAGAGACGAAGAUCACCAUCUCCUCGUUGCAGGACCUCACCCUCUAUAAUCCCGAGAGGACCAUCACCGUGAAGGGCGCCAUCGAGAACUGCUGCAGGGCCGAGCAGGAGAUCAUGAAGAAGGUUCGGGAGGCCUAUGAGAACGACGUGGCUGCCAUGAGUCUGCAGUCACAUCUCAUACCCGGCCUGAACCUGGCGGCCGUAGGUCUUUUUCCAGCUUCGUCCAGCGCGGUCCCGCCACCUCCCAGCAGCGUCACUGGGGCUGCUCCCUACAGCUCCUUUAUGCAGGCCCCGGAGCAGGAGACGGUGCAGGUGUUCAUCCCAGCGCAGGCGGUGGGGGCCAUCAUCGGGAAGAAGGGACAGCACAUCAAACAGCUCUCGCGCUUCGCCAGCGCCUCCAUUAAGAUUGCUCCUCCUGAAACUCCUGACUCCAAAGUUCGUAUGGUCAUCAUCACUGGACCCCCAGAAGCCCAAUUUAAGGCUCAGGGAAGAAUCUAUGGAAAACUCAAGGAGGAGAACUUCUUUGGUCCCAAGGAGGAAGUGAAGCUAGAGACCCACAUCCGGGUGCCGGCGUCCGCUGCUGGCAGAGUCAUUGGCAAAGGUGGCAAAACGGUAAAUGAGUUGCAGAAUUUGACAGCGGCCGAGGUGGUGGUGCCAAGAGACCAGACUCCGGAUGAGAAUGACCAGGUCAUCGUCAAGAUCAUUGGGCAUUUUUAUGCCAGCCAGAUGGCACAGAGGAAGAUACGAGACAUCCUGGCCCAAGUUAAACAGCUGCACCAAAAGGGACAGAGUAACCAGGCCCAGGCACGGAGGAAGUGACCAGCCCCUCCCUAUCACAUCGACUCAAGGACAACGGGCUGAAGUCGAGAGCGCGUUCUCCCCAGCAGGCCUGAGAAUGAGUGGGAAUCAGGGACACUUGGGCCGGGAUGUAGAUCAGGUUUGCCCACUUGCUUGAGAAAAGACGUUCCAGUGAGGAACCCUGAUCCCUCGGCCCCACACGCCCAACCAAUUGGCCCGACACUGCCCACCCCUCAGGGUGUCACCAUGGCGAUUCUAGCUCAGGGUGCUUUUAAACGUGGAUUGUUGAAGUAAGUUCUCCAGGUCCCACCGAGAGGGUGGGUCAGACCCCAGUGGGAAGAGAAAUAAAAUUUCCUUCAGGUUUUUUCAAUCACUUAAGAGGGGUGUUUCAAUCAGCCUCAAAGGAUGGUUUGCUUCUUGACCCUAAAAUCCUUCCAGCCUUCUCCUACUUGGUCCAUUGAUUAAAAUACCUCUAUUCUCAUGCCCUGACAUAGCCUGUUCCUGUACAGCCUUUUUCUAUAGUCACACGGAUUGUUUUAUCUGUACUGCUACCAGAAAAAGUGGGAACCAGUGCACUGCUUUGCUUAUGUUACUGAUUCAAAGGAGAAGACACACCAGCAUCUGUAGUCUAAUUCCGCUCCUUCCCUAACCAACCGAUAGGAACAGCAAGGAAUAAAGAAUGGGGGGGAAAUACGAUUAAAAUAUAUAGUAAUCCACGUUUAAAAGGAGUGCCCUUACGGCUGGUCUAGUUCAGAUCACCGGGGUGAAAAAUUGGCGUGAUUAAAAUUUUCUCCACUUGGUCGGGACGUCCCCACCAAGAUUCCCUGCCCCAUUCGUGUCCUUCUCCCCAUCUAGGUGCACAUGGGUGGUACUGAAUGCUCAGCGGGAUAGGGGCUGACCAUUGUACUAUCCCUGAUUCCCAUCAUUCUCAGGCAGAUUUUAUAUUUUUUUAAAGUCUAUUUUAAUGAUUGGAUAUGAGCACUGGGAAGGGGACAUGACUCCCCUUGAUAAAGUCUCAGUUCCAUGGAGGACUUGAGUGGCCCCAAAGGCUGCCACUGUGCCCUCACUCCAGCCCAUGUGCUCCUAUAAGGGCUGGUUCCCAGAGGUAGGGGUUGUGGGGCACUCCCCCUCCACGGCACUGUUCCCUUGGUGGUGGUGGGAUGUGGAACCCAACCCUGAGCUUCCAGUAAAGCUAAAGCCCAUCAUCUGGCAUGUAGUACGAAUAUUCAGUACAUUGGAGAGUAUUUGCUUCUGUUUUUAUCCUAGAGGCCUAUUUAACCGAUGGCUUCUGCCUCUGUGAAUCAUUGGCACGACAAGAGUUGUGCCUGAGAACAGAAUUCAAAAUACCAGCAGCGUUAUGCACAAAGGGGUAAAUAAGCUUAAUUUAUUAAUUUACCAGGCUCAAUAAGAUCCCGUUGGAAGUUCAGCGCUUGUAGAAGACGGCAGCCAUCAGUUAAAUGAGGUUAGGCCUCCCCUCCGAAUAUACUGAUUGUCAAUGCAUAUUAGCCAGGUGGUGCACUUUAGCUACCUUGGACAAUGCUAUCAAGUGUGCUGGGAAGGGAGGAAGGCCUCUCUGCAUGUGGAAGAGCCCAUGCGUGGCCUCCCGUCCUUCCAACACUGCAACCACGACAGUAGUAAUCACGAGACAACCAUGACACCUGGGCGGAGUCAGUCAGGUAAUGCUGUGCGCGAAGUAAACUACCUCAAGGUAUGAAGUUACCUCAGCAAUUACUUUCCUUUUUGUUCCCCCACCUUUUUUUUUAACCUUUUUUUUUCUUUGCGGCUUGCUGAUAUUUUAUAUAAAAAAAGAAGAGCAAAGCA